UAAUUUAAAUAUUUCAUGUUUUUCUUUCAGAUUGACCUCUACUUCUGCAGCGUGGAUACGGUUGACCCAGACUAUAGCAUCAAAAUAUAUUUAGCUGGUGUUGUUAUCCCAAAGGCUGACUCUGAAGUUUUGUGGUCAAAAAAUGCCCAAAGUGUGGUGUUAGAGUGUUAUACAUAUUUAGAUAUGUCAAGAAUUCUAUCCGACCUCACAAUCUGGCAUCAGAGAGAAGAAGGCCUUCCUCAGCACGACUUUCUCAUUGGCUUGUCCACAUUAGAUCUUGCUGAUCUUGAAACAACCCCAAUUUCUACAGGAUUUGAAGGGAUAUCAUAUCGUGAAAGUGUGUGUUCUUCUGAAAACAAAGUGUCCUUUGUGGAGGUGGACGGAACAAGAGUUGCACUGACAGCCGCUCACGAACUAGCACAUGGAUUAGGCGCCUUCCAUGAUGGCGAAGAAGACGCCGCAGAUUGUCCGGCUUCUGCCCAAAACAUCAUGUCACCUGAAAUAACGUUGACCACCAACUUGACGUACUCCCGAGCCCAGUGGUCAUUCUCUGCUUGCAGUGUAGCGUCGUUUAAGUCAUAUAUUGAUAGGCUUGAAAAGAAUUGCCUUAAGCAGCAUGCGUUUACUGGUUUGGAAUUUGAAGAGCUGCAGGCAAAAUCACUUCCGGGCACAGUCUAUUCUUUGAACCAACAAUGCCAAAUGUACAACGGAAUCUGGUCGACAUCUUGCGAAAGUACUAUAAAAGAAGAGGCUUGUUAUACUGGCUACCAUUGUUCUACAAGAUCGGACCUACCAGUCGGCUGCGAAGAGGCCCAUCAUCCACUUUACCCCUUAGCCGGCACACCUUGUGGUGCUUUAGCGGAUAAUAAGUGGUGUUAUCGGGGUCGCUGUGUUGGGAAUACGAGUCCAACAACAACCACGUCAUCACCUAACAUCUGUACAACAACUACGUCAACCAGCACAACAACAUCAACCACUGAAGCACCUACCACAACAACUGUUGCGCCGUGUAAACAGGGAAAGCAGUGUUGUGUAAAGGUAAACGGCAAGAAGAAAUGCUGUAAAGGUACUAAAUGCUGCAAAAUUGCUGAAGCGGCCCAAACAGAUUGUUAUAAAUCGUGUUGUGAUACAGAUAACACAACUCAAGGUCCUACAUCUGCACCUUGUUUUGGCGGCAAGUGUUGUUCCAAGAUCGAAGUUAAUGGAGCAUUAAAGAAGGUGUGUUGUAAGAAAGCUAAGUGUUGUAAAACAUCAUGGGGUAAGGAAACCAAAUGUUGUUUGACAUGCAGCAAAAGGUAAAACAAAAUUUUGGGUUGGACCUCUUUUCAAUUAUGGAAACAAAUUUACAAUCUUGUUUUUCGUAAACUUAAGUUAUAUUAUAACUAAUUUCUGGAUUGAAAAUAAAUAUUCUGAAUAAUAAUUU
Ruditapes philippinarum (Manila clam) is the source of this 1423-nucleotide messenger RNA. Its product is annotated as metalloprotease mig-17-like. Gene Ontology annotation, biological process: proteolysis. Gene Ontology annotation, molecular function: metalloendopeptidase activity. Lineage: Eukaryota; Metazoa; Mollusca; Bivalvia; Venerida; Veneridae. The record is from RefSeq and is a predicted model, not a curated record. Bases 16 to 1299 code for a protein of 427 amino acids. The transcript has 7 exons.